GGGUGAAUCAAGUGAUGAAAUUGCACAAGGCAACAACUAUUGAGGAGUUGACAAUCGGUUUUGCUCUCCCUAAAGAAUAUUCUGACAGCAUGAACAAUUGGGUUCAAUUUGCUGCCAAAAAACGUGUCCAAAAACUCAACUUGAGUCUUUACAGUUGUGGGCUUAAUAUGGAAUUAAUGGAACACAAUUGCCGGUUCAGCAGGGACAACAGGAGGCUUUACUGGUGGAGACUGAGAGACUGUCAUAUGAGCAAAGUAAAUGUGGAUGACAAAGAUAUUGACUGCUUGUUAUCCAACUCCCCCAAUCUUGAAAAUUUAUGUCUUAGAGACUCACACAACAUCAGAAAUCUCAGAGUUUCAAAGGCUCGCAAAUUGAAAUGCUUGAAGAUUUGCAAAUGCAGGUGGAUGCGAACGCUUUUCGUCUUUGCCCCAAAUCUGAAAGACUUGUUCAUAUGUAGUCGGGAAUCAAGCUAUUUGUUUGUCAUUACGAGACCUUUCCUCCAAGAAUCCAUUUGGAUAUAUGCCCCAAAUCUAGUGUCCUUUAGAUUUUGUGGUGUAGUGACGAGUCGUAGUCCUCUAGUGUUUAGGGAUGUUGAUCAGCCUCCCCAUCUCUCCUACGUAUCUCUUGGUCUCAUGAACUCAUUUAGGACGAAUAUUGACUGUUUUCAGGAGCUGUUUACUCAUUUCUCUCAAGUCAAGAGAUUAAGGUUGGAUAUGGAGUUGAAGGUUAGAACUUUAAGGAUUAGAUCUCACAUUUUUCCUGUCUUAUACAUGUCUAAGUAGUGAUAUAUUGUCACUUCAUUUAAAUAACAUACAUAUAGAAACCUUUUAUAUCAGGAGACCAGGGAAAUGGGAUAGAAGAGCUCUAUGCCUGUAUACUUAAUCAUGUUACAUUUCUGUUCCUUUUUUUUUUUUUUGGGGGAAUAUUGUAUGUCAUUGUAUUGUGUAUUUUCUUUGUUAUGGCUAAUUAGGUCGUUCUGGAUAUGGUACAAAGAAAUCAAAUCUCGCAUCAAUUUCCACAUCAAUUCAUUAAUCUUGAGCAUUUGGAGAUGACAAUCAAAUGUCCACCGAGAGAGAUAUCUUUGCUCUGGCUCUGUUCCCUUGUAAAAGCGGCUCCUUUCCUGUCUAGUUUGUCAAUCAAGCUUUGCUAUCUUGACAUUUCUUCUAAAAGGAAACGCAUGUUCGAACAUGAAUUGAUCGACUUUGAGUGGAAGGAUGACGAUAUCCCUAACAAAGUGAACUCAAACAUUAGGCAAUUGCAUCAUUCUCUUAAAGUGGUGGAGUUGGUUGGUUUUGCUGGUUUUAGAAAUCAAAUUGAGCUGGUUUUGCAUUUAGUUGAGAUUGCUGUGUCGCUUGAAAAAAUUAUCCUGGAUGUUCGCAUGCCAAGGGAUUACCGGCAAGAUGGCAUUUUGAUCUACAAUAAUAAUCACAGUGCUGAAACUUGUCGAGCCUGGGCCCAGCUUUUAAGAACCCAAAUACGUCCUAAAAUUGAUGUUGUUAUAAUUUAAUAUGAAUGUAUUAUAAAUGCAAUGACAUAUUUCAUGUCAUUACCUCAUUUUUAACCCAAUGGUUAGCAAUUUGUGGCUUUUGUUUGUUUGCAUUGCAAGAUAAAAUUUUAUUCAAUUGAGUUGGGUGAGAUGUAAUUUUGGGUUCAAACCUCCUUGGAUUGAAUUAUUGUUCUUCAACUUGAAGGACAAUGAAGUAAAAAAGCUGUUUGAGUUCAAAAUUUUCAUUUGUCAUACAAUGAAGUAAA
Ziziphus jujuba (common jujube) is the source of this 1752-nucleotide messenger RNA. RefSeq lists its product as uncharacterized. The transcript is spliced from 3 exons. The coding region runs from base 983 to 1507 and encodes 174 amino acids. NCBI's taxonomy places the organism in Eukaryota, Viridiplantae, Streptophyta, Magnoliopsida, Rosales, Rhamnaceae. The record is from RefSeq and is a predicted model, not a curated record.